Molecule: messenger RNA, 855 nt
Organism: Rotaria socialis
Lineage: Eukaryota; Metazoa; Rotifera; Eurotatoria; Philodinida; Philodinidae
Source: the annotation of a GenBank genome assembly
AUGCCGACUAGCACCCAAGCUGUUGCUUCGUAUGCUCCUCGUUUUUAUCAAGGUCUAGCUCAAGAAACGAAUGUCGUAUCACAUCAAUCAUCAGUACAAAACGUUCAAUUGAAUAUGACAGAUUUGCCGUCAGCUAGUAAUUUGGAAAGCGUCCCAACAAAGUCGUGGAAACCAAUGAUCAUUGUUUUGACUGUGCUAGUUGUUGUUGUAUGUGCUGCUGCUCUUUGUAUUCCAUUUCUAGUACUACUACAACAUCAACAACAAGCACAACAACUACUGCUACAACAACAACGACGACAACCACCAGCACUACCACCACAUCAACAUCAACCACAUCAACGACGACAACAACAACCACAACGACAACCACUACCACUACGACCACUGCAACCACAACUACUACGAGUACGUACUUCGAUCAAUAAGCCACACCAACAAUCAGUUCGUUUUUUAUUUCUUUUAGCAACGACAACUACAACAACGGCUAACCUACCAGCAGCUUGUUCGUCUUACACAACCAUAUCAGAUGCAACAAGAAGCGUCACUUACACGACCUUCGUCGGAUGCGACUCAUCGAGUUUUAGCUCAAGUGGACAGUGGGUGCGAUUUACUGGCUCGGGUGGUACCACUAUACCUACUUAUGCACCUGGCACCUCGGUAUGUGGCACGAGCGCUACAGGAUGGUAUGCUAGUGCGCUGCCAAGUUCUGGUGCAACUGUUAGUGGAACAUUAUGUUACGACUGGAGUAAUACAUGUACAUGGUCGACUUCAAUUCAAGUAGCAAAUUGCAAUACAUACUAUGUUUAUUUAUUAUAUCCGUCACCUGUCUGCAACUUACGCGUUUGCACUGUUUAA